Rotaria sp. Silwood2 is the source of this 5046-nucleotide messenger RNA. The record is from the annotation of a GenBank genome assembly. NCBI's taxonomy places the organism in Eukaryota, Metazoa, Rotifera, Eurotatoria, Philodinida, Philodinidae.
AUGACUUCUGCGGUGAAUUCCGCCGCAAUUAUGAAUGAUGAAUUAACGUCUAAUACUUUAAAACGACGUCGUUCAUCAAAUAUAAUUCAAAAUGAUUUAGACAUUGAACAAAUGCCGUCAAAACGCGUUCGUACUUCAUCAUCAACUAAUAAUUCUACAUCUGAUAAUAAUAAUAAUAAUAUUCAAUCAAUGUUUAAUUGUCUUAAUGAUAUUGUUCAAUCUCAUCGUAAUCUAGUUCAUGAAUAUGUUAAUUUACAAAUGUAUGAUCGACCUGAUUUAUCAUUAGAUGAACAACGUUUUAUUCAAGCUGAAGAAGAUCUUAUUGAAAAAGUUGAAAAAAAUUUACAUGAUAUUAAUAAUACACCAUUAACACCAUCAUCAUCAUCACGUUCUGGUAAACGUCAACGAUAUCAAUCAAUAAAUUCAUCAAAUCAAUCAUUUGAUCGUGUUAAACAUGAAACACAUAUAUUUAAACGUAUUGAUGAAUUAAAAUCUGAUGGUAAAUGGACAAAUCAACGUUUAGCUAAAUGUUUAGAACCUAAAAAACGUAAAACACAUUGGGAUUAUUUACUUGAUGAAAUGCGUUGGUUAGCAGAAGAUUUUACACUUGAAAGACGUUGGAAACAAGAAAUGGCUAAAAAACUUUCUCUAGCUGUUUUAAAAUAUUUUCGUGAUAAAAAUCAAUUAGAAAAUCAACAACAACUUAAUGAAUAUAAACGUAUACGUAAACAAGCACAAUUUAUUUGUAAAGAAGUUAUGAAUUUUUGGAAAAAUAUAAAUAAAAUAGCUGAAUAUAAACAAACAACACGUUUAGAAGAAUUACGUAAACAUCAAUUAGAUUUACAAUUAAAUUUAAUUGUUAAUCAAACAGAAAAAUAUUCAAAUUGGCUUGUAAAAUCUUUACAAAUAUCAACAAAUCAAAAUCAAAUAAAUAAUGAUGAUGAAUAUCAUAUUAAUAAUAAUAUUAAUGAUGAAGAUAAUGAAGAAACAAUUGAAUAUGAAGAACAAUAUGAAAAAGAUGAAUAUGAUUUAAAUGAAAUAAAAGAACUUCAAGCUGAUCAACAAGAAUCAAUUGAAAUUUUAUUAAAACGUCAUUAUGGAAUUGAUACAUUAAAUUCAUCAAGUGAAAAAGAAAAUAAUCUACUACAAGAACAACAAGAAAAUUUAGAUGAAGAAAGUUUAAGUGAUAGUGAUACAAAUGAAAAUUUAGAUGAAGAAUCAACAUCUAAUGAAACAGAUGAAAAGAAUCAAAUAACAACUGAUAAACAAAUGAAUGAUUUAGCAACAACAGUUCAAGCACUUCAACCAACGGGAUUUACACUUAAUACUACAACAGUUAAAACACCGGUGCCUUUUUUACUUAAACAUCCAUUAAGAGAGUAUCAACAUGUUGGUCUUGAUUGGCUUGUUACAUUAUAUGAAAAUAAACUUAAUUGCAUAUUAGCUGAUGAAAUGGGUUUAGGUAAAACAAUCCAAACAAUUGCUUUACUUGCACAUUUAGCUUGUGAAAAAGGUGUUUGGGGUCCACAUUUAAUUGUUGUUCCAACGAGUGUUAUGCUUAAUUGGGAAUUAGAAUUUAAAAAAUGGUGUCCAGCUUUUAAAAUUUUAACGUAUUAUGGUUCAAUAAAAGAACGUCAAUUAAAACGUCAAGGUUGGACAAAAAUGAAUGCAUUUCAUAUAUGUAUAACAUCAUAUAAUCUUAUAUUACAAGAUUCAAAAUUAUUUCGUCGUAAAAAAUGGAAAUAUUUAAUCCUAGAUGAAGCACAUAAUAUAAAAAAUUUUAAAUCUCAACGUUGGCAAACAUUAUUAAAUUUUCAUUCACAACGUCGUUUAUUAUUAACAGGUACACCAUUACAAAAUUCCUUAAUGGAAUUAUGGUCAUUAAUGCAUUUUUUAAUGCCAAAUUUAUUUUCAUCACAUGAAGAAUUUCGUCAAUUGUUUUCAAAUCCAUUAACAGAAAUGAUUGAACAAGGACAAAUACAAACAAAUGAUUUAUUAAUAAAACGUUUACAUAAAAUUUUACGUCCAUUUAUAUUACGUCGUUUAAAAAUUGAUGUUGAAAAACAAAUGCCAAAAAAAUUUGAACAUAUUAUUAUGUGUCAUUUAUCUAAAAGACAACGACAAUUAUAUGAUGAUUUUAUUCAAUGUAAAACAACACGUAAUAUUAUUCAACAAGGUAAUUAUAUGUCCGUUAUUAAUAUACUUAUGCAAUUAAGAAAAGUUUGUAAUCAUCCCGAUCUAUUUGAAUCACGAUCGAUUAUUUCACCAUUUAUUUUUCAAAAAAAUUUAAUUCAAUAUCAAAUACCGAAAUUAAUUUUUGAUAUUAAUUUAAAAAAUCCAUAUGUUCUAUAUGAUACACAACCAAAUGAUACAUUUCUUUGUUAUCGAAUUCAAUUAACUUUACAAGCAACUAAAUCUAUGAUUAUGAAUAUAAUUAAUAAUAAUAAUAAUAAUAAUAAUGAUGAUGAUAAACGACAACGUAUUCAAUUAACAACAAGUAUUAUUGAACGAUAUAGAAAUAGUUCUAUAUGGUAUCAAUCCAAUGAAACAACAACAACAAGAACCCUUCGAAAUCAUUCCGAAAUCAAACAAAAUCUAUUAAUUGACUUAAACGAUCAUGAAUUUCAAUCAGAAAACAUUUAUCAUGAAAUUUGUAAACAACGUCAACAAGAACGUUUAGCUCGUUAUGAAUUACUAUGUCAAAUCAAUGCAGAUCGUUGUCAAUCUCGUCCGUUGUAUGGUUCUGAUGUUCUUUCACAAAUUGAAUUAGUUAUGCGUCCAUGUCAUCGCUUAAAUCGAACAACAUUUAGUGGAUAUGCAUUAUGUCAACAAGUACACGAACCAUUAAUUACAACUCAAGAUUAUAUGUCAAUGAGUGAUAUUCUUCGAACAUUAAUUAAAACAAAUCGAGAAAUAUUAGAUGAAUAUCGAGAUAUACUCAAUCGAUUUAUGAUGUGUACAACACGUGCAUUAGCAUCACCUAUUGAAUUAUUUCAAUCAAAUGGAAUUCGUUUAGCAAAUAAAAUAAAUCAACCAAAACCAUUAAUUGAAGUUUUAUCAUCAAUUGAUUUUGAUAUUCUUUCACCAAUAAGACAAAAUAUGUUUUUACAAUUUCCUGAACGAAGACUUAUACAAUAUGAUUGUGGUAAAUUACAAAGACUUGAUUUACUUUUAUCAGAUUUAAAACAUAAAAAACAUCGUUGUUUAAUAUUUACACAAAUGACUAAAAUGCUUGAUAUACUUGAAUUAUUUUUAAAUUAUCAUGGUUAUACAUAUUUACGAUUAGAUGGUACAACACAAAUUAUUGAACGACAAACAUUAAUGGAACAUUUUAAUAGUGAUGAAAAAAUUUUCGUUUUUCUUUUAUCAACACGUGCUGGAGGAAUUGGUGUUAAUUUAACCGGUGCUGAUACUGUGAUUUUUUAUGAUUCAGAUUGGAAUCCUACAAUGGAUGUUCAAGCACAAGAUCGAUGCCAUAGAAUUGGACAAACAAAAGAUGUACACAUUUAUCGACUUAUUUGUAAAAGUACAAUCGAAGAAAAUAUUUUGAAGAAAGCAAAUCAAAAACGUAUACUUGGUGAUUUAACAAUCGAUGGUGGUAGUUUUGAUAACAAAAUUCGUGAAUUAUUUGAUUCAUCAACAACAAUAGAAAAUAUUGUACGUGAACGAAAUGAAUAUCGAGAACAAUUAGAUUCGAAUCGUACAACAACUAUGACAGAUAAUAAUUUAACAACAACAGAAAUUGAAGAAGCUCUUGCUUCAGUUGAAGAUGAAACAGAUCGUCAAGCUGCAAAUGAAUUAAAUAAAGAAGUUCAAGCUAAAUUAAGUGAAUUUAAUGAAGAUGAAAUAAUUCAUCUAAAUGAAGAUCAAUUAAUUGAAAAACAAAAACAAAAAAUGAAUAAAGUUGAAGAAAAAUUAAAAACAUUCGAUGAACAACUUCGACCAAUCGAACGAUAUGCUUUACGUUGUAUGGAAGCCUAUCGUAGUGAUCAUCAAAUUUCUCAAACUGAUUCAAAUAUAUAUCUUGACACAGAACAAAUUCGAAAAGAUUGGCAAUUAUCACGUUUAAAAGCCUUGAAAGAACAAGAAGAAAAACAAUUUGAACAAGAUGAUGAUGAAAUGAUGUAUACAUAUACACGAGACAAUGAACGAAAGGUCAAAUAUAACUAUACUUAUUCAUGUGCACGAUAUAGUUUGGUAGCGAAUGAAUUAGCACGUUAUGAGAAAAAUUCUACAGUUCCCGAUGUUAAUCAUUCAUUUUUUUCUUCUCCUACACCAUCAUUAUCAGUUGCUCUUUCCAUAACUCCAUCUCCUCUUUUAUCUCCGCCUCCUCUAUCUCCUGGAAUCGUCAAACGUUCAUUCAAACCUAUCGAUACCUAUUCCCAAACUUCUAAUGAUAGUAUGGAACGACGUCGUCGUUUACAAAUUAUUUCAUCUCCACCUCUAUCACCUUUACGAUUCGCUAAUAAGCAAAGACCAUUAGUCAAGCGUCAAAUAAAACAACAAAUACCGUCUCGUAUAAAACAAAAUCAACAUAAUACUAAUAAUAAUGAUUGUCUCAACCUCAUAUCAUUUCUCAAUAGUGAUGAUGAUAAUGACUUACAUAGUAAUUCUAAUAAUAGUACUUCAAUUCAUUCGAAAAUAAGCUAUUCAUCAAAACCUAAAACAAGUAUAUCAACAUUAUUACGUGUAUCACCAAUUUUAUCUCGUAAGAAAUCAUCGUCAAUUACGAAUAAAAAAUCCGAUGGUGAACGAAAAGUUCAAUUUGGUAAUUCAUCGGCAUCAUUAAAUUCCUUGAAUAAACAAUCCAUUACAUCUGCAAUGAAUAGUGGUAAUUCGAAGUCUCGAUCUUCAGAAUCAAUACUUAUGGCUAGGAAAUCAACAAGAAAUUCAUUAUUUAUGACGAAUUUUGUUGAUCAAUCAUCUAUUUACAAAUCGUCAAAUUCUCGUUCAUUAUCAACAACUGGAGCUCAUUAUCGAACUCGAUCACAACAACAGUCAAAAUCACAAAUAGUUGAACAAAAAAUACGAAAUAAAAAAAUCUAA